AAAGGCAUCAUUCAACUCCAAAGCAUCGAAGAGUGAGCUUGUCUCAUCGUCUUUUUUUUUCAACAAAGCAAUCCGAAAAGAAAGUAGAGAAAAAUGACUGGCCGUGGAAAAGGUGGAAAGGGUCUUGGGAAAGGAGGUGCCAAGAGACACCGCAAAGUUCUACGUGAUAACAUCCAAGGUAUCACAAAGCCAGCUAUCCGUCGUCUUGCACGUCGUGGUGGCGUGAAGCGUAUCUCUGGGCUGAUCUACGAGGAGACUCGUGGUGUCCUCAAAGUCUUCCUAGAGAAUGUCAUCCGUGAUGCUGUGACAUACACUGAACACGCCAAGAGGAAGACAGUCACGGCAAUGGACGUUGUGUAUGCCCUGAAGCGCCAAGGACGCACUCUGUACGGUUUCGGUGGUUAAAUCUUCUGAACAUCUCAUUCCCGGGAAUGCAAUGACUUCAUCGACAUUACAACAAAAAAAAACGGUCCUUUUCAGGACCACAAUAAAAUGAAUAAAGAGCUCUUAAUGAAUUUCUUUACAAAACUCUAAAAUGAAAAUAAAUUGAUUUUUUCUUUGUUUCUCAUGCAUUGCUUUCUGUAAUUGUGAUAAAUCUGAAAAUUAUAUCUCGAGAAAUUUGAAUAAUGAAUUCUUUUAUUUGUAAGAAAAACCAAGAUUAAUAUUUAAAA
Messenger RNA from Lutzomyia longipalpis, 671 nucleotides. Its product is annotated as histone H4. Gene Ontology annotation, molecular function: DNA binding; structural constituent of chromatin; protein heterodimerization activity. Gene Ontology annotation, cellular component: nucleosome. The transcript has a single exon. Gene Ontology annotation, biological process: nucleosome assembly. The record is from RefSeq and is a predicted model, not a curated record. NCBI's taxonomy places the organism in Eukaryota, Metazoa, Arthropoda, Insecta, Diptera, Psychodidae. Bases 94 to 405 code for a protein of 103 amino acids.